AAGUAAAACUUUUCCAGGAUUAAUGAAAACUCCUAAUACAUGUUCGAUGAGAAUUUUGAGCAUAGCUUUACUACUGUUUGGACUAUUUGUGAGUACAUUCUACAAUGCUGCUAUAAUGCACGGACUCCUGACACCAGUUCCGAUCCCCGUACCGACCCUCGAGCAGCUUGUAAAAAAUCCUUCGCUCGAAUUAGGCAUUUUAGACGCUAAUUAUCUAUCGGGGAAUAGAAAUAGCUGGGCGUUUUUCUUUAAACCCGAGACCCGAGCUCAGCUGGAAAAGAGAAGUCGCGUCAUGUCGGCCGAUGCCGGAUUAGAAAUGAUGAGGACUAAACGGUUCGCGUUCUGCACCGACGACUUCGGCGCGUACUGGGACAUAUCUCGGAAAUUCUCCGAUUCGGAAAAAUGCGAAAUCGUCGAAAUAGAAACAAGAGAUCCGUUUCACAUCGGUUGGAUGGUCGGCAGAAAUUCUACAAACAAGGAACUGUUUAACAGAGGUAUUAUCUGGCUCAAGGAGAACGGCCUGUCGUACAGAACGAAGAGGUUUUGGUUCCCCAUGUCACCCUCUUGUUACGGAAGUAUCACCUUCCUGCACGUGACUUUGGAAGCUGUUGUCAUCGCCGUGGGCAUCUACCUGGCAGGAGUCGUCUUUUCCAUUUUCGUACUUGGCGUAGAAUUGCUAAUUCACAUACGACAACGAACCGUUAAGGUUCAAAUAAUAAAGGUCCGGCGCGUUAAAAUCUCAUAGAGAUUUAAUUUAGAAACCAGGCUAUGUAUACGAACAAUUCUGACAACCUGUUACAUCUGUUAAUACAUGCACACAUUUUAUUAUGAGGAUUAAAAAUGCAAUGACAGGCUAAA
This is a messenger RNA of Cimex lectularius (bed bug), 858 nucleotides long. RefSeq lists its product as uncharacterized. The record is from RefSeq and is a predicted model, not a curated record. The transcript is spliced from 3 exons. Lineage: Eukaryota; Metazoa; Arthropoda; Insecta; Hemiptera; Cimicidae. The coding region runs from base 23 to 745 and encodes 240 amino acids.